AUGACUUUGGUGGUAAAAUAUUUGGCAGGGAUCAAGGAAUUGAUCCGAUCUUAUCCAAAGGGGGGAAAAUUCACUCUGGUUUCGGGGAAUCAAUCAGCUGACCUGGACUCUGUGAUCUCUGCGAUUUCAUACGCUUUUCUGGCGAGUCAGCACGAAGAGUUUGGGAAGAAAAGCUCGUACAUUCCCCUAGUGAACAUACCGAGAGAUGACUUGACACUUAGGAGAGACAUUGAGUUCGUGCUGAAGAGAGCCAACAUAGAGCCUAAAAAGCUGAUAUUCACAGACGAUAUCGAUGAAAAAUUUAUGAGCAAUUACAGUAUUGAUAUUGUUUUGCUGGAUCACAAUAAUCCCCAAGGCCCCGUGUUGAAAGAGCUUAUAUCCAACCGUGGAUGCACUGUCACUGCCAUAAUCGACCAUCAUGCUGAUGAAGGUCUUUUUUUGAACGCCAAUCCUAGAGUCGUAAAAACAUGUGGAAGUUGUUCCAGUUUGGUGCUGAACUACUGGAGAACCCAGUUUUCAUCCGAUUUGGUGCAGGAAUUGUUCCAUGAGCUGAAGGGUCUGAUCACUGCCCCUAUACUUGUUGAUACUGCCAAUCUGACGCACAGAGUCGAGGACCCAGAUGUUGCUGCAAUUGACUUCAUCAAGACCCUGGGAUUGGAGGGGGCUAUCCUUGGAAAUUAUUUUGGUGAAAUUUCGACCGCAAAGUCGGACGUGGCGGGUCUUUCCGUCAGAGAUAUUCUUCGUAAGGAUUACAAAGAGUAUGAGAUUGGUACUAAGAGCUUAGGCAACGUGCGAGUUGGCAUAAGCUCUGCCGUGAAACCAUUCACUUGGUUUGUACGUGAGUAUGGAUCAGAGGAACUGGCGAAGGGUGUCGAUAGCUGGCGGAAAGAGAGGUGCUUGCAAAUACACAUGACAAUGUCAUCUUUCGUCGAUGAAACAGACGCUUUCCAUAGAGAACUGGAGUUCUUCAGCCAUGAUGAGGACCUUGUGGGCAAAUUGAAGUCUGCUUUGACCGAGAAGUUCGAUCUCAAGCCGUUCAAAAAAGAGCAACUGUUGGACGUAUACUCGCAACUUGAUCUGACUGCUUCAAGAAAGCAGGUUGCUCCUGCCGUUCAGGAGAUUCUUGAAGCGUUGUGA
Molecule: messenger RNA, 1137 nt
Organism: Kuraishia capsulata CBS 1993
Lineage: Eukaryota; Fungi; Ascomycota; Pichiomycetes; Pichiales; Pichiaceae
Exons: 2
Coding region: 1-1137 (378 amino acids)
Cellular component (GO): cytoplasm
Molecular function (GO): exopolyphosphatase activity
Source: RefSeq, a predicted model, not a curated record